AUUCCACGAAAAACGGUUCGAGUGCGAGAGGUUUUCCCUGCCGGAGGAAAUUAUCGGAGUUCGCUUGUGUAACGACGGGAAAAGGCAGAUUUCGUGGUGGCCACCGGUCCCGAAAACCCGGACAUUUCCGAUUGUACGGCUGAUCGUGGAAGUGUGAGUUGUGAAAGUGUUACAGGCAAUGCGUUACGAUCAUGUCCGAGGCACCGGAAGUGAAACGUGUAAAACUGAACGACGAUGAUAAGCCAGAUGUUCGGGAAGAGAAAAAGGAUCAUGAUCAACCACGAAUUGAAUCGAUUCUAGCUGACGAAUACACCAAACCUAUCGCUAUGAUCAAAGUAUGCGUCGGAAGCGUGGUGGACAGUAGACAGCUCUCGAAGCUUGUUCCGACGUUGGCGAGACUUCUACCACUGACCAGUUUGCAGCAUCUGAAACGGGUGCACCGUGAUGGAACGAUCAUUCUUGCACCGGUAGAAGAACUAAACAGAAAGCUCGGUCAUGGAGCGGAGGGGGAAACGACAGUUGCCUUGCUGGAGGAAUACCUACGAUCGGCAGGAUUGCUCGAUCAAUCGCUCAUUGAUGGAUUGUGUGCUGGAAUGAAGAUUGUGUCAGUGCCCGCCACCCAACCAUUGCUUCGUUGGCAGUACGAUCUUGUGAAUUCGGUGUGGCCAUGUAAGUUCCAUCCUAACCGUCACAAUGAAGCACUGUACACGAACACACUGUUCGGCAAGCCUGAGGCGGAUCAGCAUCGACAACUGAUGGAACUUUGUUUAUGGCUCGGUAAACAGGAAAAAGGACGACCCACUGGAGUGUGUGUCAAUCCACGGCUUGGCUCACGGAUAGCAGCCAUCGGUGUUGGCCGAAGCGAAGAGCACCCCGUCUGGCACUGUCCGAUGGUGCUGAUCGAUAUGGUAGCCGUAUCCCAAACCGGUGGCAUCUGGAACCGUGCCUCACCGACAUCCACGGGGCCCCUUCGGGACGAUGGCUUCGAUUACGGUGGCAUCGAGCCACGGUACGAGCGAUUACUGCGUGAGCAGUACGGUGAACUGUUCAGCUUCGGAGCGGAACCUAUUCGGAACGGCGGCGGAACUGCAGCGCUUGAGCCGUGCGAAUCGGGGGAUCCAGAUAAUCUGACCAAGUACGGACCAUAUCUGUGUACGGGCUAUGAUGUGUACCUUACGCAUGAACCGUGUAUUAUGUGCGCCAUGGCCUUAACGCAUAGUCGCGUUCGGCGGGUCUUUUAUCAUCAUCUCAACCCACAGGGAGGAGCCCUCGGGAGUCUAGUAAAGCUGCACACGAUCAAGGAGUUGAAUCAUCGUUUCGAAGCAUUUCGAAUACUGUAAUAUACCGCGUCAUCGUCUCGAACAGAUCUUCAGCUGAAU
This is a messenger RNA of Anopheles aquasalis, 1379 nucleotides long. Its product is annotated as probable inactive tRNA-specific adenosine deaminase-like protein 3. Gene Ontology annotation, biological process: tRNA wobble adenosine to inosine editing. Gene Ontology annotation, cellular component: cytoplasm; nucleus. The record is from RefSeq and is a predicted model, not a curated record. Lineage: Eukaryota; Metazoa; Arthropoda; Insecta; Diptera; Culicidae. Gene Ontology annotation, molecular function: tRNA-specific adenosine-34 deaminase activity.